AUGUCGUGCUCCUGGACCAGCGACGGGGUUGCUGAGAGUUGUGGAAGUUGCAGUGAUAGGAACCAGGUUCCAGACUUUGAGGAGGUUUCUUCUCCGGUGCUUUCGAUUCCUUUCUGGAUAGAAGAUCCUAAUUUCUGCGGGGAACAGGAUGGAUUUGCUUGCAAGUGCGGGUUAAGGCUGGGUCAACGGGUGGCGUUUCAAGGUGUUGAUCUUGGGCGACGUUUCGUGUCAUGUCCAAAGGUGGACGAUAGCAUGUGUGGUUUCAUGGUUUGGAUUGAUCCAGAACAUUCUAUGUAUGUGAAGACUGGGCUCGAACGUUUGUGGUCACUGUUUAAUGAAGAGCAGCAGAAACAGAGUGAUUUUGUAUCUCAGGAGAGGGAGGAUAAGGAAUUGGCACAACUAGCAAUCUGGAAGAAGGAGCAGGAGUUGAUGCAGAUGCAGCAUGAACUAGCAUGUGCGCAUGAUCUACAGAGGGCUUUGGAGCUAUGCAAGAAGUCAGAAGAAGAACAGGCUGCAAUUGAGUGGAAGUUAGCAGAUAGCAUAGCUAAAAUGGAAGCAAUGCAGAACAUGUCAAAGCAGAAAGAAGAUAAGGGUAAAUCCAUCAUCAUGUUGUGCUUUGGUAUAAUUCUCGCUUUAUCAUUCAUGGUGUUUCUUUUGCACUCAUCCAAGUCCUGUCACUGCCACUGCCAGAUGUAA
This is a messenger RNA of Brachypodium distachyon (stiff brome), 696 nucleotides long. RefSeq lists its product as uncharacterized. The record is from RefSeq and is a predicted model, not a curated record. The transcript has 2 exons. Bases 1 to 696 code for a protein of 231 amino acids. NCBI's taxonomy places the organism in Eukaryota, Viridiplantae, Streptophyta, Magnoliopsida, Poales, Poaceae. Gene Ontology annotation, molecular function: zinc ion binding.